CGAGCAAGAAAUUUUAUUUACUAAUGUAAACACAAUCGGCGAGGACACAGCGAUGAUUUACGAAAUGUUGGUGUUUUUAACAGUAUUGCUAACCACAGCAACUGUUGAGGGUUACAUCACAUGUGGAAGUGACACAGAUUUACCAACACAGUGUUACGGUUCUGGGGCAUAUUGUUGUGGACUGUACAAUGAUGAAUGCUGCUGGGAUUCUGUAUAUUCAUUCUGGUGGUUUUGGUUCAUAUGGUUAAUGGUAAUGGUUUUCAUCAUAUCAUGCGCCAUCUGUGUCUGUAUCAGACGUCGUCGUCGUUAUGUUGCUAAUCCUAGAUACGUCAUAGUUGAUGGUACCCAGGCAUCGUACGGAUCAAUACCACAAGUUUAUGGUUACCCACCUGCUGGAGCUGGAAACCAACCGACAGGGCCUCCAACGGCACCUGCAUAUCAGGAGAAGCCACCAGAAUACAGUGCUGUUGUUGCAAACUGAGUAGUACAGGGAAGUCACUAAAUCUACUCAAGUUGUAUUUAUUCUUUAAUGAGGAAGAGCUUGUUGAUAUAGUAAUAGACAUAUUUACCUUUUCAAUGGCUGAAGAAAUUGUGAAAAAUUGUUGGACAAAUUUGUACUGCCCUUCCUAAGAACUGUGUUGAUUCUUGCUUUAGAUAUUUUUCCAAAAAAUAAUAACCAAAUUUAAGGCUAUUUCAAGAGAGAUUUUUCUAUGGAUUUUAUAGUUAAAAAAGUGCUUUAAAAAUAAGAUGAGUGUAUUAAAUAUUUCUUAUUAAUAUUUGUUUGAACAUAUCUUUACUUUAUUCUGGAAGUUAUGUAAAGUGCCUUGCUUUUAUAUGUUAAAGAUGCUUCCACAUGUACAUUCCAUUUUUAUUUUUUUGGCUUUUUUUUUCACAUUGAGUAAGAAAUUGUAAGGACUGUGAGGUUUGAUUGAAAAAAAGUAUGAUCAGAAUGGUUCUAAUUUUGUAUAUUUAUGUGCAGUUAAGUACAGUCUUAAUAGCUUUUCCUAUAGACUUGCAUUCUUUUCUAACAUGUAUGAAAUAGGUAGAUGAAAGAUAAUUCAAAAUAAACAAAACAUAAAUUUACACACCAACAUUCUAUGAUGAAGUAAUGUACUGGGAAACUUACAAACAGUUUAAAUUGGGGGCAUUUAUGUCAAUUUUUAGCUCACCUGUCACAAAGUGACAAGGUGAGCUUUUGUGAUCGAGCGGUGUCCAUCGUCCGCCGUCCGUUCGUGCGUGCGUCCGUAAACUUUUGCUUGUGACCACUCUAGAGGUCACAUUUUUCAUGGGAUCUUUAUGAAAGUUGGUCAGAAUGUUCAUCUUGAUGAUAUCUAGGUCAAGUUCGAAACUGGGUCACGUGCCUUCAAAAACUAGGUCAGUAGGUCUAAAAAUAGAAAAACCUUGUGACCUCUCUAGAGGCCAUAUAUUUCACAAGAUCUUCAUGAAAAUUGGUCAGAAUGUUCACCUUGAUGAUAUCUAGGUCAAGUUCGAAACUGGGUCACGUGCGGUCAAAAACUAGGUCAGUAAGUCUAAAAAUAGAAAAACCUUGUGACCUCUAGAGGCCAUAUAUUUCAUGAGAUCUUCAUGAAAAUUGGUCAGAAUGUUCACCUUGAUGAUAUCUAGGUCAAGUUCGAAAGUGGGACAUGUGCCUUCAAAAACUAGGUCAGUAGGUCAAAUAAUAGAAAAACCUUGUGACCUCUCUAGAGGCCAUAUUUUUCAUGGGAUCUGUAUGAAAGUUGGUCUGAAUGUUCAUCUUAUUGAUAUCUAGGUCAAGUUUGAAAGUGGGUCAUCUGCCUUCAAAAACUAGGUCAGUAGGUCAAAUAAUAGAAAAACCUUGUGACCUCUCUAAAGGCCAUAUUUUUCAUGGGAUCUGUAUGAAAAUUGGUCUGAAUGUUCAUCUUGAUGAUAUCUAGGUCAAGUUCGAAACAGGGUCAUGUGCGGUCAAAAACUAGGUCAGUAGGUCUAAAAAUAGAAAAACCUUGUGACCUCUCUAGAGGCCAUACUUGUGAAUGGAUCUCCAUAAAAAUUGGUCAGAAUGUUCACCUUGAUGAUAUCUAGGUCAAGUUUGAAAAUGGAUCACGUGCCAUAAAAAACUAGGUCAGUAGGUCAAAUAAUAAAAAAACCUUGUGACCUCUUUAGAGGCCAUACUUUUCAUGGGAUCUGUAUGAAAGUUGGUCUGAAUGUUCACCUUGAUGAUAUCUAGGUCAAAUUUGAAACUGGGUCAACUGCGGUCAAAAACUAGGUAAGUAGGUCUAAAAGUAUUAAAAUCUUUUGACCUCUCUAGAGGCCAUAUUUUUCAAUGGAUCUUCAUGAAAAUUGGUCAGAAUGUUCACCUUGAUGAUAUCUAGGUCAUUUUCGAAACUGGGUCACGUGCGGUCAAAAACAAGGCCAGUAGGUAUAAAAAUAGAAAAACCUUUUGACCUCUCUAGAGGUCAUAUUUUUCAUGAGAUCUUCAUGAAAAUUAGUGAGAAUGUUCACCUUGAUGAUAUCUAGGUAAAGUUCAAAACAGGGUCACCUACCUUCGAAAACUAGGUCAAUAGGUCAAAUAAUAGAAAAACCUUGUGACCUCUCUAGAGACCAUAUUUUUCAAUGGAUCUUCAUGAAAAUUGGUCAGAAUUUUUAUCUUGAUAAUAUCUAGGUCAAGUUCAAAACUGGGUCACAUGAGCUCAAAAACUAGGUCACUAUGUCAAAUAAUAGAAAAAACGACGUCAUACUCAAAACUGGGUCAUUUGGGAAGAGGUGAGCGAUUCAGGACCAUCAUGGUCCUCUUGUUUCUUCAUUUUACCUUUAAUGGAAAAUUAACAGAAUUUUCAAAAUUUGUUUCUUCUGUACAGGCCUGCAAAUAUGUAUUUAUUUCAUAAAAGAUGCAAAUAACUAUGCAGAUAAGAAAAAAAAUUAAUGUAUAUAUAUCGUUCUAAAAGUGUUAAUUAUAUUAAUGUUAAGAUUAAGAAAUUGCAGUAUUUUUAGAACAAUAUGUAUGUUUGUUAUUUUGUUUUGGGUGGAGCACCAUUUUUAACAUAUAUCAGUUACUGGUACAUUAAUUUAGGAAAUACAUGCAAGUGGAUGGGGAAAAUGGUGUUGUGAUCUUUUGUUUGGCUGUUUCAACGAUCAGUCUUCCUUGGUAUGUCUUGUUAUGUCAAAUAUGAGUGAAAUGCAUAUUUUAGCAUAAUUUACCUCAUUUUUAUUGGUAAUGCUCACACUUAACUAGUCCUGAUAUACAGUAUAUCUCUAUCAAGUGACUUACCAUACUUGAUUUAACUGUAUCUCAAGUUUUAACACUUGAACUGUUUUUUUAGAACAAAAAUGUAUGUCAGUUUCUGCAGGCAGUACCACAUGAAUUUGUAGCACAGUUUAGGUUGUGCAAACUUUUUAAUUGAAAAAAGAUCUAUGUUGCCAUAUUAGAUUAGGACAUGAAGAUAUAAAAUGUCAGUGACUGAAAUAGACUUGAGAAGAAGUCUGGUACAGUUCCUAAAAUUUUUGGGGGAGAGGCACUUAGAUUUGCCUUUGUCCAUAUGUCUGCCUGUACAUCCGAAUUUGUGUCAUGCAUAUCUUGGUAUUUGACCUAGUCAUCAAACCUCAAAGGAUUGUUAUUCAGUGUGUGAAGUUAUGUACCUGGUGUUCAAUUUUGAUUUAACACAGCCGGACCAGAGUUACUGCCCUUGACUUAGUCAAAAUUAUGCAUACAGUGACAGGUGAGGGUGCACCAGUGUCCUAUGGACACACAUUAGUUCUAGUACUAUUAAACGGAUGUGCAAGGCUGAUCAUGAUCUACACUGGUAGCAAAGGCAGAAUCAGUCGUGUCCAGCAUGAUAAGGGUUAAUCAAUUUACAGUGGCUAAGUGCAGUAACAAUAAAUGAAUAUUAUUGCUUUUAUUUUGUAAAAUUCAGUUAGAAUGCUGUCAUUUGUUUAUAAUUACAUUUACGUUUUUAUAUAAAGCUUUUCCCAUCACCCUCAAGAAGUUUAAAUUUAAUUUAGAAAUGAGUAAACAUUUUUCACUGACCCAUUACUUGAUUAAGAAAUGGUGAAGUAAUGUCAGUUAUUCGAAGCUUUUGCUUUUAGGUUUAAUUAGAAAUAUGUUUGUCUAGACUUCCCUUUCCUAUCAAAUAUUAAAUUUUGUGAACUUUAGUGGGAGAAUAUUUUGUUCCAUGAAAAACUUAUUUAUGCAGUGGAAUGUGUUCUUAUUUCUACAAUAAGCUGGGUAAAUUUAUAUAAUAUACCCGUAAUCAAAGGAUGUGUGUAUGAUUCAGGGUACAUAAUUUACACACAUAAAUUCACAUGAAAUGAAACAUUAAUACUGGUAAGGCAAGGCAGUUUCCACAAAAUUAAUUGUUUGGUUCUUGCGUUUGGUCUAUUGGCUGUUGAAAAAGUGAAAAGGCUCAGAGCUGAACCAGUAAAAAUAGAAGUCCGACAACAAAUAUAUCAUUCUAGUUUUCUGAAAAAUUUAAAGGGGUUACUGUUUAUGUAUUUUAAGUUUAACAUGUCUUGACUACCUACAAUAAUAAAUGUUUCAUUUUACUUGUUAGUUAGACAAACUAUCAAAUUUAUUAUAUAAACCUUAGUUUUUAAAAUUGAUUCUGUUUUUACAUUUUGCGAGGUUAUUUCAUCUAUGAAUAUGCAAAAUAUAUUUAUCAUUCUGUGUCUAUGUUAGAUUGGUUGAUGCAAGUUUUUAACCUGUUUUUCAUUCUGCAAUCUGUAUUAAAUGUUGUGCAAUAUUCCUUGGUAACAGCGGUUGCUAUCAAAGUUUGAGAUUACUGCGAUGUAUGUUUUCAAGUUGAGUUUUCAGUCUUGCAUUUUAAAUUGUGUUGGUUUUAUAAAAUACUUUUAUGUUGUUUGACUCGGCUGUAAAUACUUUAACAGUUAAAAUGUCUUUUUUUUUUAUAAAUAUUAAAAAAAACUUGAAAAUGUGCCUUACUGGUAUUAGGUUUAUGAUGUCAUCCUGUUUUUCUAUAAAAAUAUGCAUUAUAGUUUCACUUAAUGAGCUUGAGGUUAAAAAAUAAAUGACUGAGCCAUGCCAUGAGAAAACCAACAUAGUGGCUCUGCGACCAGCAUGGAUCCAGACCAGCCUGCGCAUCUGCGCAGUCUUGUCAGGAUCCAUGCUGUUUGCUUUCAAAGCCUAAUGCAAUUAGAGAAACUGCUAGCGAGCAGCAUGGAUCCUGACCAGACUGCGUGGGUGCACAGGCUAGUCUGAAUCCAUGCUGGUCGCAUAGCUACUAUCUUGGUUUUCUCAUGGUGCGGCUCAUAUAUACAUGUAUAUAUAUAAAGAGGUUUUGUCAGUGCAGGUAUUGUUUUUUAGAAAGGUUGUAUUUUCUUUGACAUAAAGAUCCUUACUGACAUUUUUUUUAUGUACAUGUGCUUCAAUAGUUGUAUCUAUAGUGCUGAUAUUAACUUGUGUCUUGUAUUGCCUUCAUUUUUUUUUUUAAAUAUGUGCGCUGAACUUAUUCCUCAGGGGUGGGGGGCAUUAAUAAGGGAAUAUAUGGUAGAUAUAUUCCUCUCUAUGUAUUUUUAGCUCACCUGAAUGCUCAGGUGAGUUUUUGUGAUCUCUCGAUGUCUGGCGUCUGUCAACAUUUAGCUUGUGUAUGCGAUAGAGGCUGUAUUUUUCACCUGAUCUUCAUGAAAUUUUGUCAGAGUGAUUGCCUUGAUAAAGUCUAGACAAGUUCGAAAAUGGGUCAUCUGUGGUCAAAAACUAGGCCAGUUGGUCAAAUCAAAGAAAAGCCUUGUGUAUGCGAUAUAGGCUGUAUUUUUCAACUGAUCUUCAUGAAUUUUGGUCAGAAUGAUUACCUUGAUGAAAUCUAGGCCAGGUUUGAAAAUGGGUCAUCUGCGGUUAACAACUAGGUCACAAGGUCAAAUCAAAGAAAAACCUUGUGUAUGCGAUAGAGGCUGUAUUUUUCAACUGAUCUUCAUGAAUUUUGCUCAGAAUGAUCGAUGAAAUUUAGGACAACUUCGAAUAUGGGUCAUCUUUUAUCAAAAACUAGGUCACUAGGUCAUAUCAAAGUAAAAGCUUGUGUAUGUAAUAGAGACUGCAUUUUACACCGAAUCUUCAUGAAAUUUGAUCAGAAUGUUUGUGUGGAUGAAAUCUAGGCCAAGUUUGAAUAUGGGUCAUCUGGAGUCAAAAACUAGGACACCCAGUCAAAUUAAAGAAAAACCUUGUGUAGGCAAUAGGGGCUGCAUAUUACACUGGAUAUUUAUAAAAUUUAGUCAGAAUGAUUGCCUUGAUGAAAUCCAGGAGGAUUAUCAGUAUGGGUCAUCUGGGAUCAAAAGCUAGGUCAAAUCAAAGAAAAACGUGUUUGCCAUAGAGGCUGUAUUUUUCAAUUGAUCUUCAUGAAUUUUGGUCAGAAUGAUUUCCUUGAUGAAAUCUAGGUUAAGUUCGAAUGUGGGUCAUCUUGGGUCAAAAACUAGGUCACUAGGUCAAAUCAAAGAAAAACCUUGUGUAUGCAGUAUGGGCUGCAUUUUACACCAUAUCUUCAUGACAUUUGAUCAGAAUAUUUGUUUGGAUGAAAUCAAGGUUGAGAUUGAAUAUGGGUCAUUUAGGGUCAAAAACUAGGUCACCCGGACAAAUUAAAGAAAAACCUUGUGUAGGCAAUAUGGGCUGCAUUUUGCACUUGAUAUUCAUAAAAUUUAGUCAGAAUGAUUGCCUUGAUGAAAUCUAGGCCAAGUUCAAAUAUGGGUCAUCUGGGAAUCAUGUUUACACUGUUAUGAUGUGUUUCUCAGGUGAGCGACCUAGGGCCGUCUUGACCCUCUUGUUUUAAAAUACCUUGAGGGGAAAGAGCUGAAUAUUUAUUUCAUGUGGUUAAAACUUUUUUUAUAUCUUCCUCAUUGCAUUGCACUGAAUGGAUACAUCUGUUCAUGUUCUCAGUAGUUCAUUGAACCACUGUAGAAUUGUUUCUGAUAUUUCCUCAUCUAGUUCCCCAUAUUUCUUGCAUCAGCAUCUUGAGUGGGGUGUUCAUAUUAUGGUGAAAGGUACUUUGAAAUCAAAUAUACCUUCAAUAUUAAUUGGAAACAAAGGUGUCUAAUUUAAAUAUAUAUAUAUUAAUUACAAAGGUUUCCUUUUACAACCACAUUAGAUACAUUAUCUAUCCAAGGUUAUUAGAAUAGAACACAGUAAUCAGUACAAUUUGAACUUGAUCAUAUGUGCAUGAGUGUACGCUAUUUCAACUUAUCUUUGUAAGUUGCGAAAUCAGUAAAGAUGUAACCACAUGGAUUUAGUAUAUGUAAACAGGAUACAGUCAGUAUACUAUUAAUAGAACAUUAUUUUAUAUAACUGUUUAUUUGUUGCAUAAUACAGUAUAAAUGGUGAAUAUUUAACAAGGUAUUAUAAUUAUUGAAGCUUUAAGAACGAGGUGGUGUAACACAUCAUAUAACCAGAUACAAAGUUAAUGAUUUACAAGUGGUAUGAAAUGUCAUUAUUUCUAAUAAAUAUUGUGUAUGUGAAUUUUGUUAAAAUCAUAUUGCUUGUUAUGGAGAAGUCUGAAUAGAUUUUAAUUAAAUCCUAGUAAAUCUU
Messenger RNA from Mercenaria mercenaria, 7498 nucleotides. Its product is annotated as WW domain binding protein 1-like. The record is from RefSeq and is a predicted model, not a curated record. Bases 53 to 481 code for a protein of 142 amino acids. The transcript has 5 exons. NCBI's taxonomy places the organism in Eukaryota, Metazoa, Mollusca, Bivalvia, Venerida, Veneridae.